AGAAGAAAAUCUUACAUCGGAUUCAGUGCAGACUGGCGUUCUCGUCCCCAGCUCUUCUGUGCUGAUGUCUACCUGCGAUCUGAGAGUCGGAGCCGAGAGGUGGUGCGUGCGUGGUGCAUGGAAACUUUUAUUUUAUCAGUAUUUUGUUCAUGUUAUGUGAAGUGAUAAAACGUGUACGGUGGCGCUAAUAACGCAUGAAAGUGUCGCGGUCUUGUACAAAGUGGAAGCGGAAGAGAUGCGAGUAACGGGAGCUGGCAUGGAGGUGUAGAAAUGUAGUGAUGUUGGCGAGGAGGAUCCGUGGCUGCAAGAUGUGAGCGAGAGAAGACUAGGAGGUACUUUAAUGAAAUAUGCGCCCCGGGCCGUCCCUGAGCCUUGCCAGUGAAGCUCCACCGCAACUUCUCAACUUUUCUUUGUUUCUUGUGCAAGUGUAGAUGGAUCGAGAGUGUGUUUCCUAAGCUGGGUCUGGCAGUCGUGUCCCGCCGUCCGCGCCCGGCUCACACAGAAAUUAGCCGUUGGCACUGUGAAGGAAGCCAAACCUUUGGAGGGAGAAGGGGAGCGCUCUGUGUUCUGCAAUAAGGAAGGCAUGUACCAGGCAGUGCUUGAAAAUAAUGCAACUCACCUCGUGAACUGCUGCCGCAGGUGUGGAGCGGCCCCCUGGAGGUGUCAUGGGAGGUGACACUCGAGGCGGCUGAGCAACACGAGGGUGAGCUGCUGGGCGGUACUGCUUGGAUGACAGCUGAGGACGAGCGUGUUGCUGUGACCGCUGCAUCUCGGGCCAUCAGACGAGAUGGUUUCCCUCGAAUGUGGCAGCAGUGAUCAGUCCCUUAACAGGUCCUCUUCAUCGGCACCCCCUUGGCCGCCCUUCUCCUCGCAGUGACAUAAGGUCACCACGAGAGAGCCAGCAAGGAAGGGUGCCAGCCUGUAUUGUGCCUUAAUAGGGACAGUGUGAGUCUCCGUCUAUCUUCCUAACAAGACAGUGCGCACCCUCAGAAGGAUUACCGUGCUGCCGUGGGAAGAAUGAUGUGCCAUGACCAGUGAGUGAACCAGUGCCAAGCUAUGUAGUGCCAACGUCGCGGUGCCAUUAGUAGUGUCGGUGUGAGCUGAAUAGUGGGAACGUCCCGCCUUGUUCUGUGUCUUCUGCUGUGAUUCAAGUGCCAAAAUAUCAUACCCAGUGAGAUAUACAGACCGCCUUAUUUAUGAAGUAUUUAGUGUUUGCGUGUGUGUUUGCGUGCGUGUUAUCAGCUUUGUCGGUCGUGUGUGCUCCUGUAACUACUGCAGCGUUCCAGGAAAGUGCAAUACAGAUUCAACAUCUUUUCAUAUCAAAACACACCUGAGGUCACUGAUACUCAGUGAGUGACAUAGUAAUGAUAUUUUUUUUCCUUUGACCAAUCAUUAGUUUAUUUUGGUGGGUGUUGUUAAAGUAUGCAUCUCUGCUUACUUCACCCAACCGAGCUGCGCCACGGCCCUUUCUUCUAGCAGGGAAGGAAAGGGAGGAAAAGUGAUCGGAAGAGAGAAUAAAUUAUUGUUUUACAUAGUGAUUGAAAAAAAGUGUCGUGAUGAAAGACAUACGGGAGUAUGGGUUUGUGCUACACUGCUAUGUUUGGCGGGAGUGACGUGCGCCAACAGUGUCGCCGCAGCAGUAGGUGUGUGUAGCCGCCGGUGUGGUGUGUGGGCCGAACACACACCCGGCCACCCCGCACCCGUCACUCACCAAGAUGGGGCAGAGCCACGCCCGACUUAACGACUCCGAGCGCAAGACCAACUCCAGCUUCUCGCACGACUCCGACAUCAGCCUCAGCACCCACAGCGCAGACUUCUCCCUCACGCCGCCCAGGUCUCGCAAGGCCGUGUCCUUCCAAGGUACGCUUGGAGUGGCGGCGGUGCACGACGAGUCCUCCUGCUGUGAAGGUGAGUGUGACGCCGGAGGAAGUGACGCCGUCUGCCGGGGGCUGACGGGGAACGUAAGCGAGGGAGGGCGUGAGGACGACGACAGUGAGGGUGUGGGUGAGGCACCCCCUGGGUGCCACCCUGCCAUUGACCCACCACCCCCACCACCAUUCAGUCCACCACCACCACGACCACAAGCUAUGGAGGGUCGAACCACUGCUGCUGCAACCAAGCUAGGACGCAUGUCUCCCUCUGUCUAUGUGGGAGGUGGCACCUUGGGAAGGGUUAGCCCAGGUCAUGACUUGGGUUAUCAUACCUUGGUCACAAGACAGACGCCCACACCCACCAGAGAUAGAACCACCCCGACCAGAGAUCGUACAACACCCACAAGAGAUCGCACUACACCCUCUCCAUGGUCAGAUGUGCGAGCCUCGCCUUUCCCUGCUCUUGACCUUUCUGCUUUGUCAUCUUGUCCCCGGUCAUCACCUCGGCCACAACUACCACAAGUACCUCCUCAGCAGCAGCAGUCAACACCACAGCCACAACAACAGCUGGAAAGCACUGACCAGCUGUUGGCUACGUACAAAGGGAAACGGGUCUCUAGAUCAUCUCCAUUUGACAAGCUCAGUGAUGAACUAGUAGUGCGAAUCCUGUCCUUUUUACCAACAAAUUCAGUAUGCCAAUGUGCUAGAGUGUGCAGACGGUGGUAUGUGCUAGCUUGGGAUCCACGUCUCUGGUCCACCAUCACUCUCACCAGUGAAGCCAUUCAUGCUGACAGAGCAAUCAAGCAAAUCACCAGAUUAUUGGCUAGAGAUUCUGGUGGUUGUGUGCAUGUAGAGAAGGUAAUUCUGAACAGUUGUUCAAGAUUGUCAGAUCGAGGCUUGUCUCUCAUUGGUCGGCGGUGUCCUGAACUACGGCACCUCGAGAUAAAGGGCUGCGUAAAUGUCACCAAUAUCGGUAUAUUUGAACUUGUGACUCAGUGUGUCAAUCUAGAACAUCUUGAUGUCACAGGUUGUCAUCAGAUCACAUGUAUUCAUCUGACACAACAGGGAACUGUUGAGCCUGAGCCCCUACAUUCUCGCCAACUGUACCUCCAGUACCUUGAUAUGACAGACUGUUAUGCCCUUGAAGAUCAAGGCCUCAAGGUUAUUGUAAAGAACUGCCCCCAGCUCCUUCACCUCUACCUCAGGAGAUGUAUUAAUAUUACAGAUAUGGGAGUGAAACACAUGGCCAGCUACUGCCUCAUGCUGCGUGAGGUGAGCGUUUCAGACUGUGUCCAAAUAACAGACUUUGGCAUGUACGAGUUAGCCAAACUGGGACCUAACCUUCGCUACCUGAGUGUAGCAAAGUGUGACCAGAUCAGUGAUGCUGGCAUCAAGCAGAUUGCUCGCCACUGUUAUAAGUUGCGUUAUCUUAAUGUGCGAGGUUGUGAGGCUGUCAGUGAUGACUCGAUGGAAAUGGUGGCCAGAUCAUGCCCUAGACUGAGAGCGCUUGAUAUUGGCAAAUGUGAUGUCACAGAUAAUGGAAUGAAACUAAUAUCUGAGCACUGUCCUAACCUAAAGAAGCUUUCAGUGAAAUCGUGUGACAUGAUAACUGAUCGGGGUGUCCAGUAUAUAGCCUAUUAUUGCCGUGGUCUCCAGCAGCUCAACAUUCAGGAUUGUCAAGUAACAAUUGAGGGCUACAGGACAGUCAAAAAGUAUUGUCGACGUUGUAUCAUAGAGCACACUAACCCUGGCUUCUUUUAGUAUAGCUCAAGUGUGCCUGUACCUUGCCCAGUGUUGUGCCAGUGACUGAAGAAAAUAUCACUAGUGCCAAAUAUAGUGAGCCUAUGUAACUGAUGCUAAUAUGGACAAGACCCAGGUGCUAGUGCUAGUGGCCCUAUUUAAUGAGUCACAAAGCUCUGGGCAAGACCAGUGCCUACUCACCUGUGCCAAUUUUUGCAGUGCCAAAAUGGUGAGCUGAAUCCCUUGAGCAAAAAAGCGUCUUAUUACUCCUCCAUGUACCAAAGUAAUGCUACCGUUGCCCAGAAGUAGCACCACUUGCUGCUUGUAUGCCUUGCAAACAUGUUGUUUGCCUUUAUCUCUUGUAAUUGCCUAGUAUGUACCUGUGUAAUACAUUAAUACAAUGUGCACCUUUAUAAUGUGCACAUAUAAUUAAUGUACAUUUUGCUGUGUACGUGCAGUUUUAUAACAAUUUUUUGAAUAGUGUAUGUGCAUUACACCAUAAAAGAUUGAUAAUUUUGUAUACAAUACUGUGUAUGUUUGUUAACAUAUACAGUACAGGAAAUGUAUGCCUUCCCUCAGGCUUCCUCUUUUCACCACUAAAUAUUGUGUGUUCAAACCUUUGCAUGUUGUGUGUUAGUUAUCUCUUAAGAUUAUUAUGAAUGACAUCUCUAUGAAAAAUUUCCAUUAUAUUCAUAUGAAAUUCAAAGUUGCCUAAGUCUAUACUUCAUUGAGAUUUUCAGAGUUUUAUUUACAAUUUUAAUUUGAGCAUAUCAGAUCUUUUAGUUAUUGUAUCCUGCUAAUUUUAUUGUAAAUUUUAACAUAGGUUGUAUUUCAGUGACUUAGUAGUUAAUGGAUUUUUUUUUUUUUUUUUUUUUUUAUCAUCUUUUAUGUUGUUGGAUAAUUUCAUUCUGAAACCAAUCUUAUGUGAUCAAAGGAAUAAUCAUAUGAACAAAUAAGCAUACAUAAAUGUGUUGCCCUAUUUUCUAUUAAUAUUGAUGCAGAAUAUAUAGAUGUGUGUGUGUGUGUGUGUGUGUGUGUGUGUGUGUGUGUACAGUGGUCCCUUGACUUUUGAGUUUAAUUUGUUCUGUGACAGAGCUCCUUUCUCAAUUUGGUUAUAACUCAAAUCAGUUUUCCCCAUUGAAGUUAAUUGGAAUCCCAUUAAUCCGUUCCAGCCUCCCACAAAAAUAUAGCAAAUUUUUUGUGUGUAUUAGAUAAGAAAAAAGUAUUUAUAUAAAACAAAUACAGUGGAGACUCAAUACUCGAACAUCUAAAUAGUCAAACAAAAGUUCGACUUGAUACUCAAAAAAAUACCUGUUAGUCUAACAUCCAUCCACGUGGCUAUAAACAAAGGGUCUCUCCCUUCCUGCUGCCUCACUCACCCCACCGAGCCACUGCAGCCAGUUGAUUCUCCAGUCAUAAGAAUAAUUUUGCCCUGCACUUUCUCUCUCUCUCUCUCUCUCUCUCUCUCUCUCUCUCUCUCUCUCUCUCUCUCUCUCUCUCUCUCUCUCUCUCUCUCUCUCUCUCUCUCUCUCUCUCUCUCUCUCUCUCUCUCUCUCUCUCUCUCUCUCUCUCUCUCUCUCUCUCUCUCCAUUUAGAAGCUCACAGUGGCACUGAAGAGGCUUGUUAGUGGUGAGAAUAAGCCUAAAAGAAAGAAUGUAGUGACGAUCAUCGAAAGGAAAAAGGAGAUUAUUGAUAAAUACGAGAAAGGAGGAAGAAUAGCCAAUCUUGCAGCUGAGCAUUGUAUGGCUAAAUCUACAGUAGCCACAAUACUGAAGAAGAAAGAGCUCAUUAAAAGAGCUGAUGUGACGAUUAGUGUGAAAAGGCAAUUUAAGCGACCUGCGGCAGUGGAAGAAAUGGAAAUAUUGUUGAUAGUGUGGAUAAUUGAAAGGCAGAUGGCUAGUGAUUCUUUGUCAGAGGACAUAAUUUGUGCAAAGACUAAGCUGCUGUAUCAUGAUCUUAUUUCUGAUACUACCACUGACUCCAGAUUUUUUCCCCACCUUUCUCCGCUUCUCUACUACAUUAUCCAUUACCAGUCUUUACUUACAGUAAGUACAAAUCAAUAUCAUAAAGAUAUUUACAUUGAAACUUUUUCUAAACUUAAGUUUGGCAAUGGUCAGAACAAAUUACCUGAUUUAUAGGUAUCAAUAGUUGAACUUUGUAAUACUCAAACAGCCAUUUGGAAUUAACUAAGUUCAAGUAUUGAGUCUCCACUGUACUGUACAGAAAAUAAUAGAACAUAACAAAAGAGAAUGUAAAUAAAUAGAAUGGUUUCAUAAAGUAUAUAUACCUCAAAGAUCAAAUGACUUGGGCAAACAGAAGAUGUUAGCAGAGGUGGAGGGUGGAUGAGGUAGGCAAAAGAGAUGGGAGUAGUUUGUUUCAUUUUGUGCUUUUUCAGUCACUUUCAUUUACUAUAUACUCACUCAGUCACUCAACUUAAUUUACUUCUUACACUCUUAAUGUUACACUUUAUUGCUGAAUUUAUUGAUAAAAAUUUUUUUUAUUUAACUUUCACUUUAUUUAAUUUUCUUUGCUGCUUUUUCCCUUUAUUGUCAUGCUUUCCUCUUUCAUCACCAGGACAUUUCACAAAAUGGCUGUCCAAGGUGGUCUGUUUUAUUAUCCUUUUCAGAAUGUUUCCGGCAUGUGUAAUUACAUAGUGCCAUUUGCUUUGGACCUAUGGUUAGACAAAAGAAAUUUGGUUAAAUAACUGCACAAAAACAUGAAACACUAGUAUAACAUGAGAAAUGCUUUCAUGGUGAAAACAAAACGUGUGUCAGACAUGGGAUGCUGAGUAUUUGCCACCCCAACUGGAGCUGACUCACAACUCUAAUUUUGGCUCGCAAAUCAAAGCAAACCUCAAUUAAGCAAUGGCUCAUAUCUCAGAUUUCUUGUAAGUUGGGACACUUGUAACUCAAGGUUCCACUGUGUGUGUGUGUGUGUGUGUGUGUGUGUGUGUGUGUGUGUGUGUGUGUGUGUGCAUGCAUGUAGAAAGAGAGAGAGAGAAAAUUAUUUUAGCAUUCUUCGAAAUUGCAGUAAACAAAAGUGACUUUUCUUUUUGCAUAGAAGUUAACAAAAGGUAACAACACUCCUUAACAAGUUGGCUAUCAGGCUAAAUUCUGAUAGUUGGAUAAGAAUGAAUCCUGUACAUGCUGAAUUUCUUGAGGAUAUAUAUAUAUAUAUAUAUAUAUAUAUAUAUAUAUAUAUAUAUAUAUAUAUAUAUAUAUAUAUAUAUAUAAUCUACACACCUAUGUUCCUUCCACAUAUUCGAUUACUGUGCUUUUAGUACUAUCUUACUGGUAACAGACUUAUUCAGACCUUGGCUGAUAUGGACCUUUAUUUGGCCCUUCAUAUGAUUAGCCAUUUUGAACCACUUAUUGGCUCAUUCAGAACUUUAUUAUUAAUGCAAUGAAAUAAAUAAGUGAUACAUGUACUAAAAUUUCAAACACAAAAUAUUUUGAAAUAAAAUCCUUUAUAUUUUAUGAAUUUACAUUUGUUGAAAUGAUUAAAAUAUUUCACG
Portunus trituberculatus (swimming crab) is the source of this 7125-nucleotide messenger RNA. Its product is annotated as F-box/LRR-repeat protein 7-like. The transcript is spliced from 9 exons. Gene Ontology annotation, molecular function: protein binding. Gene Ontology annotation, cellular component: SCF ubiquitin ligase complex. The record is from RefSeq and is a predicted model, not a curated record. Lineage: Eukaryota; Metazoa; Arthropoda; Malacostraca; Decapoda; Portunidae. Gene Ontology annotation, biological process: SCF-dependent proteasomal ubiquitin-dependent protein catabolic process. Bases 1716 to 3632 code for a protein of 638 amino acids.